GUCAUUGAAGUAGACUUGUAUUGCAGAUGAUUACAUGCUAUAGAUCGAGUAUGGUGCUCUACGUCGAGGGUGUACGCGCUUUGAACCCAUGUUCGCGCAUGUGAGUAUGCAGGCGGAGUUGGAGAUGCUGGGCGUGUCGUUCGCGCCUGAGUUGGGUGGUUAUGGACUCAUCAUGAUCGUAAGAGCAGGUAACAAAAAUACUUUCGUCCGUAUGGACACGCCCUUCGAGCUUGCUUUACGCACCUACACCCUCCCAGAACUUCUAUAAGGAUACCCAGACAUACAAGGGAUACUUGUUAGUCGUACAUCGACAGAGAUAGGCCUUGAGGUAUGAAGUGAGCAGGAUGAUGAUGGCAGGAGGGA
Molecule: messenger RNA, 363 nt
Organism: Schizophyllum commune H4-8
Lineage: Eukaryota; Fungi; Basidiomycota; Agaricomycetes; Agaricales; Schizophyllaceae
Exons: 3
Coding region: 89-268 (59 amino acids)
Source: RefSeq, a predicted model, not a curated record